Messenger RNA from Aspergillus calidoustus, 930 nucleotides. The record is from the annotation of a GenBank genome assembly. Lineage: Eukaryota; Fungi; Ascomycota; Eurotiomycetes; Eurotiales; Aspergillaceae.
AUGGCUUCUCAGAACCCCGCUACCAAUGGAGCUGCCGCCAACAAUUUUACCGUCAAGGCUGGCCUUGCUCAGAUGCUGAAGGGUGGUGUUAUCAUGGACGUUGUCAAUGCAGAGCAGGCCCGUAUCGCCGAAGAGGCCGGUGCCGCUGCUGUUAUGGCCCUCGAACGAGUGCCCGCCGAUAUCCGCGCCCAGGGAGGCGUGGCCCGCAUGUCCGACCCCUCAAUGAUCAAGGAGAUCAUGGAAGCCGUCACAAUUCCCGUCAUGGCCAAGGCCCGUAUUGGACACUUUGUUGAAUGCCAGAUUCUCGAAGCCGUUGGCGUUGACUACAUUGAUGAAUCCGAAGUCCUUACCCCCGCCGAUAAUCUCUACCACGUCACAAAGCACAACUUCAAGGCUCCCUUCGUCUGCGGCUGCCGCAACCUUGGCGAGGCCCUUCGCCGCAUCUCCGAGGGCGCCGCUAUGAUCCGCACAAAGGGUGAGGCUGGUACCGGCGACGUCGUGGAGGCAGUGAAGCACAUGCGUACCGUCAACGCUGAAAUUGCCCGUGCUCGCGCUAUCCUCCAGUCCUCCGCUGACCCCGAGCCUGAGCUCCGUGCCUACGCCCGUGAGCUCGAGGCCCCCUACGAGCUCCUCCGCGACGUCGCCGAGAAGGGCCGUCUCCCCGUCGUCAACUUUGCUGCCGGUGGUGUUGCCACACCCGCCGAUGCCGCCCUGAUGAUGCAGCUUGGCUGCGACGGAGUCUUCGUCGGCUCAGGUAUCUUCAAGUCCGGCGAUGCUAAGAAGCGUGCCAAGGCUAUCGUCCAGGCCGUCACACACUUCAAGGACCCCAAGGUCCUAGCGGAGGUCUCCCAGGGUCUCGGUGAGGCCAUGGUUGGCAUCAACGUCUCGCAGAUGCAGGAGACCGACAAGCUGGCCAAGCGCGGCUGGUAA